CACCCGCUCACCAGCUCGGUUACUGCUAGCUCCGGCUGCCGCCGCCGCCGCCGCCGACGCCACCACCACCGCUUCCUCUGCUGCGGGGCCACAGCCUUGAGUGUCAUUCAAGGGACAGCACAACCUCACCCAAGCUCUCCUACCUCUGCCCAGCCGUCCCUCUCAUCCUCCCCCUUCCUCGUCCACACUCCAUCCAAAGAAGAGGGAAAGCACCGAAUAGAGGGGGGAGAAGGCAAAGUCUGCUGUUCUUCCCCCUGGGCCCCCUUGCUCCUCCAUCCUCAUUCUCUCACCACCAACCCCCCAACCCCAAGGAGCCCCAGGAACUGAGGCGACUCACCCCACUGCCAUGUCCAAAAGCUUGAAAAAGAAAAGCCACUGGACUAGCAAAGUCCAUGAGAGUGUCAUUGGCAGGAACCCGGAGGGCCAGCUGGGCUUUGAACUGAAGGGGGGCGCCGAGAAUGGACAGUUCCCCUACCUGGGGGAGGUGAAGCCCGGAAAGGUGGCCUAUGAGAGCGGCAGUAAGUUGGUGUCGGAGGAGCUGCUGCUGGAGGUGAACGAGACCCCCGUGGCGGGGCUCACCAUCAGGGACGUGCUGGCCGUGAUCAAACACUGCAAGGACCCCCUCCGGCUCAAGUGUGUCAAGCAAGGAGGAAUUGUUGAUAAAGACCUUCGUCACUACCUCAACUUACGAUUUCAAAAGGGUUCUGUGGACCAUGAGCUUCAGCAAAUCAUUCGUGACAACCUCUACCUCCGCACGGUGCCAUGCACCACAAGGCCACAUAAGGAGGGUGAGGUCCCUGGAGUGGAUUAUAUUUUCAUCACUGUUGAAGAUUUUAUGGAAUUGGAGAAAAGUGGUGCUCUCCUAGAAAGUGGGACUUAUGAAGACAAUUACUACGGUACCCCAAAGCCGCCAGCAGAACCAGCACCAUUAUUGUUAAAUGUAACAGACCAGAUACUUCCAGGAGCCACUCCAAGUGCUGAAGGAAAAAGGAAGAGGAAUAAAUCAGUGAGCAACAUGGAGAAAGCCAGUAUAGAGCCUCCUGAGGAGGAAGAGGAAGAGAGGCCUGUGGUCAAUGGAAAUGGAGUAGUAGUAACACCAGAAUCCAGUGAACAUGAAGACAAGAGUGCAGGUGCCUCAGGGGAGAUGCCCUCCCAGCCUUAUCCUGCACCACUGUACAGUCAGCCUGAGGAGCUGAAGGAGCAGAUGGAUGACACAAAGCCAACUAAACCUGAAGACAAUGAGGAACCAGACCCAUUGCCUGAUAACUGGGAAAUGGCCUAUACAGAGAAGGGUGAAGUCUACUUCAUUGACCAUAACACAAAGACAACAUCAUGGCUGGAUCCACGACUUGCGAAAAAGGCUAAACCUCCAGAAGAGUGCAAAGAAAAUGAGCUUCCAUAUGGCUGGGAAAAAAUCGAUGAUCCCAUUUAUGGCACUUAUUAUGUUGACCACAUAAAUAGAAGAACACAGUUUGAAAAUCCUGUCCUGGAAGCAAAAAGGAAGCUACAGCAACAUAACAUGCCCCACACAGAACUUGGAACAAAGCCCCUGCAGGCCCCAGGUUUCCGAGAAAAACCACUCUUCACCCGGGAUGCAUCCCAGUUGAAGGGAACAUUCCUCAGCACCACCCUAAAAAAGAGCAACAUGGGUUUUGGAUUUACCAUCAUUGGUGGAGACGAGCCGGAUGAGUUUCUGCAGGUGAAAAGUGUGAUUCCGGAUGGGCCCGCAGCACAGGAUGGAAAAAUGGAAACAGGUGAUGUCAUUGUCUAUAUUAAUGAAGUUUGUGUCCUCGGACACACUCAUGCAGAUGUUGUCAAACUUUUCCAGUCUGUUCCUAUUGGUCAGAGUGUCAACCUGGUGUUGUGUCGUGGCUACCCUUUGCCCUUUGAUCCUGAAGACCCUGCUAACAGCAUGGUGCCACCCCUUGCAAUAAUGGAGAGGCCACCUCCAGUGAUGGUCAAUGGAAGACACAACUAUGAAACAUAUUUGGAAUACAUUUCUCGGACCUCACAGUCAGUUCCAGAUAUAACAGAUCGGCCGCCUCAUUCUUUGCACUCCAUUCCAGCUGAUGGUCAGCUAGAUGGCACAUAUCCACCACCCGUCCAUGAUGACAAUGUGUCUAUGGCUUCAUCUGGAGCCACCCAAGCUGAACUUAUGACCUUAACCAUUGUGAAAGGUGCCCAGGGCUUCGGCUUCACUAUUGCCGACAGUCCUACAGGACAGCGAGUGAAACAAAUACUUGACAUUCAGGGAUGCCCUGGCCUGUGUGAAGGUGACCUCAUUGUUGAGAUCAACCAGCAGAAUGUACAGAACCUGAGCCAUACAGAAGUAGUGGAUAUACUUAAGGACUGUCCCAUUGGAAGCGAAACUUCUUUGAUUAUCCAUCGAGGAGGUUUCUUUUCUCCAUGGAAAACUCCAAAGCCUAUAAUGGACCGAUGGGAGAAUCAAGGCAGUCCUCAAACGAGUUUAUCUGCUCCGGCCAUACCGCAGAACCUGCCCUUCCCACCUGCCCUUCACAGGAGCUCCUUUCCUGACUCAACAGAGGCCUUUGACCCACGGAAGCCUGAUCCAUAUGAGCUCUACGAGAAAUCUAGGGCCAUUUAUGAAAGUAGGCAACAAGUGCCACCCAGGACCAGUUUUCGAAUGGAUUCCUCUGGUCCAGAUUAUAAGGAAUUGGAUGUUCACCUUCGGAGGAUGGAGUCUGGAUUUGGCUUCAGAAUCCUCGGGGGAGAUGAGCCUGGACAGCCUAUUUUGAUUGGAGCCGUCAUUGCCAUGGGCUCAGCCGACAGAGAUGGCCGCCUUCACCCAGGAGAUGAGCUUGUGUACGUUGAUGGGAUUCCAGUAGCCGGCAAAACCCACCGCUAUGUCAUUGACCUCAUGCACCAUGCAGCCCGCAAUGGGCAGGUCAACCUCACUGUGAGAAGAAAGGUGCUAUGUGGAGGGGAGCCCUGCCCAGAGAACGGGAGAAGUCCAGGCUCUGUGUCCACCCACCACAGCUCUCCACGCAGUGACUACGCAACCUACACCAACAGCAACCACGCUGCCCCUAGUAGCAACGCCUCUCCCCCUGAAGGCUUCGCCUCCCACAGCCUGCAGACCAGUGAUGUGGUCAUUCACCGCAAAGAGAACGAGGGCUUCGGCUUUGUCAUCAUCAGCUCCCUGAACAGGCCUGAGUCUGGAUCCACUAUAACUGUGCCCCAUAAAAUCGGACGCAUCAUUGAUGGGAGUCCUGCAGAUCGCUGUGCAAAACUAAAAGUGGGAGACCGGAUCCUAGCAGUGAAUGGCCAGUCUAUCAUCAACAUGCCUCACGCUGACAUCGUGAAGCUCAUCAAGGAUGCAGGUCUUAGUGUCACCCUUCGCAUCAUUCCUCAGGAGGAGCUCAACAGCCCCACCUCGGCACCCAGCUCAGAGAAGCAGAGUCCCCUGGCGCAGCAGAGUCCCCUGGCCCAGCAGAGUCCCCUGGCCCAGCCAAGCCCAGCCACCCCCAACAGCCCCGUCGCCCAGCCAGCACCACCUCAACCACUUCAGCUGCAAGGACAUGAAAAUAGUUACAGAUCGGAAGUGAAAGCAAGGCAAGAUGUGAAACCAGACAUCCGACAGCCUCCAUUCACAGACUACAGGCAGCCCCCGCUGGACUACAGGCAACCCCCAGGAGGGGACUACCAGCAGCCCCCUCCUUUGGACUACAGGCAGCCUCCCCUGCUGGACUACAGGCAGCACUCCCCUGACACCAGGCAGUACCCUCUGUCGGACUACAGGCAACCCCAGGAUUUUGAUUAUUUCACUGUGGACAUGGAGAAAGGAGCCAAAGGAUUUGGAUUCAGCAUUCGUGGAGGAAGGGAAUACAAAAUGGAUUUGUAUGUGUUGAGAUUGGCAGAAGACGGACCAGCAAUAAGGAAUGGGAGGAUGAGGGUAGGAGAUCAAAUCAUCGAAAUCAAUGGGGAAAGCACAAGGGACAUGACACAUGCCAGAGCAAUAGAACUCAUCAAAUCUGGAGGAAGACGAGUGAGGCUGCUGCUCAAGAGAGGCACGGGACAGGUCCCAGAAUAUGACGAACCCGCCCCCUGGAGUUCUCCCGCUGCCGCCGCCCCAGGUCUGCCGGAAGUAGGCGUCUCCCUGGACGACGGCCUCGCUCCAUUCUCUCCAUCACAUCCAGCCCCACCCUCCGACCCUUCCCACCAGAUAAGCCCAGGCCCAACUUGGGAUAUCAAACGGGAACACGACGUUAGGAAACCAAAGGAGCUUUCAGCCUGCGGCCAGAAGAAGCAGCGCCUCGGGGAGCAGAGGGAGCGCUCGGCGAGUCCGCAGAGGGCCGCGCGGCCGAGGCUCGAGGAGGCGCCCGGCGGCCAGGGGCGGCCCGAGGCCGGCAGGCCCGCCUCGGAGGCCAGGGCGCCCGGGCUCGCGGCGGCAGACGCGGCGGACGCGGCACGGGCGGGCGGGAAGGAGGCGCCCCGCGCGGCGGCGGGCUCCGAGCUCUCCCGGCGCGAAGGCCCGGGCGCUGCGCCCACGUUCGCCGGCCCGGGCAGCGGCGCGCGGGAGGUCGAGGGCAGGGCGGGUGCGCGCGCGGGUCCCCGGCCGGGCCCGCGACCCCCGGGGGGCGCCCCUGCGCGCAAGGCUGCCGUCGCGCCGGGGCCCUGGAAGGUGCCAGGCUCUGACAAGCUGCCGGGCGUCCUCAAACCCGGCGCCUCGGCCGCCAGCAGAUGAGCCGCGCGGCCAGGCCCCGCCCGCCCCGGCGCAGGCCGUUCUUCUUAGGUUCCGUCUCACGGCGUUUUAAUUUAUUUUCACUGUCACACGCAUAGAUCCACGAGGCGCUAAGGCCUGGGAGCAUCGACGUGAAGUCCCACGUGUCCGGUGUGCUUGGGCGGCAUCGCGUCCACGCGCAGACCUAAACUGAUCCUAAAGCCCCCGGUUCCAUUGUGGGGGCUUUGGCAGCUAUGGAAGAACCAAAAUAACGUGAAGAACAUCACAGAGAGACAGUGCAGUGUAGCUUUAGUUUGAGAAAAAAAAAUAUUCCUCCCCACUGCAUGAAGGAUUUGGAUGUCAUCCAAACUUUAUAUCAAGAAACUGGACAAGUUAAGAGCAAUCACAAACUGGAAUAUCGCCUUAAAAAUCAAACUGCACGGAGCAAGCUGAAACUGAGACAAGAUUAUAUCUUUUAAUUGAUCUAAAGCGUUGUAAAUAAAUUGUUCUCGACAUAUCUAGACAGGGGUUAAAGGGUUUCUUUGACACAUUCGGAACCGUUCACCCAUGACAUGUUUCCAUGGCUCACCCUUGGCAUCCAUCCUCGGUGUUAGCAGCAGCGUUCCCUGCCUCCUGCAGGAUGACUUAGAAAUCUAGUGAGUUUCUUGGUGUGAUGCCAUUUUUAUUGCCAUUUCUGUGAUCGAAUCAUAUCUCUGUACAUUUUCAGUGGUAGAAAAAAGGUUUUAAAAAUUGUAUCCUAGGGAACAGUUUGCCAUAAGUCAGAAUUUUGCAGUUUAGCUCAUAGAUCUUAAUUGGUUUUUCUCUAAAAUAUGAAUGUUAUAAUUGAAGGACCACAAUUUGUUUAAUCAAGAUUGGCAACGCUGCAGUUCCUUUAUGAAGAGGCUUUUCUGUCGUCCCAGGCUAGCAGAGAUGGAUAGCUUCUUUGUCAGCAAUGUGAUUUCAUUUUUGUCUUAUUUUAAACCCUGUCUCAUGACUUCAUUUGCACUUUGACAGAGCAGAGGCAGAGUAUUUGUCUUAUAUUUCUCAGACUAUAAUGAAUCUCUAAUGUUAAAAAAUUAUAACCAAUUUAUUUUCAUUAAAGAACGUGAGUCUUUUUAGCAUUCCUUUCUGCUUAUCCUUCUUACUCUUUCUUCCUUUUGUUUCCAUUGGUUUUCUUUCGUCUUGUAUUCUUUGCAAGUGUUUUAUUUUGUUAGCGACUUCUAGAUGUUUAUCUUCAUGGAUCUAUGAUUGGCCUCCUAGUAAAAUUCUAAGCCUUGCCUUUCCUGCUGUUUUAGCAUUUCUUUGUAAAAUGUUAGCUUCCAUUAAUUAUCUAUUGGUACUUACUGUAGCUACACAUAUUAAAAGGCAAAGUGUUUCUGAAGGCAAUUUCUUUUUAAUAUGCCCUGAAUGAAUGAGGCUUCAUCCUUUCCAUAUUCUAACUCUUUAUAGGCGUUCAAAUGCAAAUAAGCUUCACCUCCCUGCACUUGCAGUCUAAAAAGUAAAAGGGGCGAUCAGGUUCAUCUCAAAGGUCACAGGUAAUAGCCUUCCUGGGCUGAUCGUUCCCUCUCCUUGUAACUGCAGCAUCCUGAGUAGCAGUUUAAUUUUCAUCAGACAUGGGAGUAGUUUAGUUGUUUGACAGGAGGAGAAUAAGGUUGAAAGCCUCAAGUGAAGGAUCUUGCAGCUUGUAAAAGCAAUUUCCAAAAAUGAAACCCAUUCAUCAUAAACAAAAGCACAAACACAUGUAGCAGUUUAUAAUGCUUUUGGUUUAAUCUCAAUUAGUCUUUCUCCCCUGGACUAGAAAUCCAGUAUAGUUUGCCAUUAAUUUAUUGAAUCUGGUUUUGGACAAUGCUUCUGUAGUGUAGCUGCACGUCCUGGUACUGUAUCCUCCGACCUUUAUUUUCCAUGUAUCACAAAAGGAAAAAAAAAUUGAGAUUACACUGGCAUAAACUCUAAUUUGCACAGUUCACAGCUACUACUUGUGCAGUAAUUGCUUUAUGCGGCUGUAAUCCAUAACCUGUGAAGACAGCACAUCAUCUAAAUCCCAUUCCAAAUAAUAUUUCUGUGUAGUGUUAGCUGUGAAUUUACCCUGUACAGCUGUAUCUCUAUAAAUAUAAUUCCAUGUAUUAAUAGUCACAGAAAGACUGUAAGUGAGCAACUAUUUUUAUGAAACGCACCACUAUGGAUAAAUUAACUUUUACAGAAAUCUUGUUUACUGUAUGAUAUUCUAAAACACUGUCAAAUAAAAUAUAUAUCCAAAAAU
Molecule: messenger RNA, 6941 nt
Organism: Rhinopithecus roxellana (golden snub-nosed monkey)
Lineage: Eukaryota; Metazoa; Chordata; Mammalia; Primates; Cercopithecidae
Gene: MAGI2
Product: membrane associated guanylate kinase, WW and PDZ domain containing 2
Exons: 22
Coding region: 347-4705 (1452 amino acids)
Biological process (GO): receptor clustering; signal transduction
Cellular component (GO): cytoplasm; dendrite
Molecular function (GO): signaling receptor complex adaptor activity; type II activin receptor binding; SMAD binding
Source: RefSeq, a predicted model, not a curated record